CACAAUUUCCGUGUAUUCCUGUCUCUUUAAUUUAGCAGUCCUGAGGUAGUGCCACGUUCUGUAUUUUACUGGAGCUUUACAGGUGGCAGAGAUGUUUUUAUUGACGUAAAGCGCCUGCAGCAGGUUGACUCUUGCUGCAUGGGAAAUGAGAGCCUGAAUCAGAAUGACGGCAAGCUGACAUAUGUUACCUCGGUCUUAGUACAGAGGUACAGGAAGACGGUGACACAUGGCGAGGAUUACUUUUUCUUGCCUUUUGCCAGCAUCCUGGUAUUUCACCUUGCCACAUGUGAAUACAUCUAGCUUUCACCGUCUUACCUUCCUCAUAGUCUUCCUCACCAUCUUUCUUUUACUGCUGGUGGCUGUUAUUGAUCGAAGAAGCUGGGGUCAUUCUCCAAGAGACAGGCAAUUUGAAAAGUACUUGAAGCAUAUUGGAGACAUGGAAGUGACUGACACUGAGAACCCAGAUCUUAAUUAUGGACUUGUUAUUGACUGUGGAAGCAGCGGCUCACGGGUGUUUGUGUAUUUCUGGCCCCCUCACAACGGGAACCCUCAUGACCUUCUUGAUAUCAAACAGAUGAGAGACAAGAACAGAAAACCAGUGGUCAUGAAAAUCAAGCCAGGCAUUUCUACCAUGGCACAGACUCCAGAGAAAGUUAGUGAUUACAUUCGUCCACUUCUGAAAUUUGCUGCACAUCAUGUUCCAGUGAGAAAACAUAAGGAAACCCCUCUUUACAUCUUCUGCACAGCAGGCAUGAGACUUUUACCAGAGAGCCAGCAAACUGCCAUCCUUGAAGACCUGUAUACCGACAUACCCCUGGAAUUUGAUUUCCUUUUUUCAGACUCUCAUGCUGAGGUCAUCUCCGGUAAACAGGAAGGAGUCUAUGCCUGGAUCAGCAUAAACUUUGUACUUGGAAGGUUUGACCACAUCGAAGAUGAUGAGGAUGCUCUUGUUGCAGUGACAAUAGCCAGCCAAGAUGAGCACCCAGUUGUUCGUAAACGCACAAUAGGAAUUAUCGACAUGGGUGGGGCUUCUCUUCAGAUUGCAUAUGAAGUACCUACGUCAGUGACCUAUAGCUCUCCAGAGCAGGAGGAGGCAGCAAAGAAUUUGAUGGCAGAAUUUAACCUGGGCUGUGAUGUACAAAAUAUGGACCAUGUUUACAGAGUAUAUGUAACUACAUUCCUUGGCUUUGGCGGUAACUUUGUACGUCAGAGUUAUGAGGACGGACUUUACAAUUUAACAUGGACCAAAAACAGGUUGUUGGGCCAACAGACAGGUUUAAGUGUAGAGGCACCAUACCUUGACCCUUGUCUUCCAGUAGGACUGACGGACAGUAUACAGAAAAAUGGAAGUGUUUUUCAUAUUCGUGGGAUUGGUGACUGGGAUAGUUGUCGGGUGUCUGUUAAGCCAUUUCUUUCCAAAAGCAACGAGACACAUACUUCUCUGAACCAAGUGUACAUUUCUCCUAUAGACUUUAGCAACAGUGAAUUUUAUGGUUUCUCUGAGUUUUAUUACUGUACAGAGGAUGUACUUCGCAUUGGAGGACAGUACAACAGUGCAGAAUAUGCAAAAGCAGCAACGGACUACUGCUCUACUUCUUGGUCUGCACUGAGUCAGCGCUUCAAAAAUAACCUCUUCUCCUCCCACGCAGAUGAGCAUCGUUUGAAAUAUCAGUGCUUUAAAUCUGCGUGGAUUUAUGAAGUACUCCAUUCAGGAUUUGGUUUCCCUACUGAUUAUUCAAACCUGAGAACAGCACAGCUGGUGUAUGAUCGUGAAGUACAGUGGACUUUGGGAGCCAUUCUCUACAAGACUCGUUUUCUUCCACUCAGGGAUAUACAGCAAGAAAACUUCAAGACAAAUCAUAACAGCUGGCUUCGUAUCUCCUUUGUGUACAAUCACUAUCUCUUCUUUGCCUGCAUCUUUGUAGUCAUUGUGGCGAUUAUCCUGUACAUCUUGCGACUGAGAAGAAUCCACCACCGUGCCCUGCACACCAGUACAUUAGACUUGCUGUGGGUUGAAGAAGGAGAUACACAUACCACAGCACUCCCAUAAUAAAAAAUCCAUCUUUGUAAAUCAAGAUUGCAUUCCAGAACAGUACUGUGAAGCAACUUAGAUGAACAGGAAAGAGAGCAAAUGUGUAUGUCCAUUUUAAUUUGUAAAAUCUUGCUCAGUGGCAAGACAAAUAAAAUAGGGGCAUUGAAGUAUUCCUCCCUUAUCAACUUUU
This is a messenger RNA of Protopterus annectens (West African lungfish), 2222 nucleotides long. RefSeq names its product ectonucleoside triphosphate diphosphohydrolase 7 (gene ENTPD7). The coding region runs from base 227 to 2050 and encodes 607 amino acids. The transcript has 13 exons. Gene Ontology annotation, biological process: nucleoside diphosphate catabolic process. Gene Ontology annotation, molecular function: nucleoside diphosphate phosphatase activity. NCBI's taxonomy places the organism in Eukaryota, Metazoa, Chordata, Ceratodontiformes, Protopteridae. The record is from RefSeq and is a predicted model, not a curated record. Gene Ontology annotation, cellular component: membrane.